AUGAUAAUGGAAACGCAAAUAGCUGACCUGGCCAUAAUCGGUGCUGGCUGGCACGGUCUCGCGGCUGCCAAAUCAGCACUCGCGCUAGAUCCCAGUGUCCAUGUGGUGGUUUUGGAUUCCGCCGCUUCGGUAGGGGGUGUCUGGGCAGAGGAACGCUUAUAUCCGGAUCUCAGGACGAAUAAUCUACUAGGGUCAUACGAAUAUAGUGACUUUCCUAUGAUGGACAAUAUUCCCGGUUUAGUUAAGGCCGGUGAGCAUAUGACAGGCAGAGCGAUGCAUGAAUAUCUGAAAGCGUACGCUGCCCACUUCGGGAUCAGCGAUAAAAUUAAUUUGAAUUGCAAUGUUGACAGCGUGGAAUACUGCGAGGGAGAUGGAGGGGGAAAAGAGUGGAUCAUUGAAUGCACAACAACAGUGGAACCAGGAAACAAGAAGAGUAAUACUAUACGGACGCGGAAACUGAUUCUCGCCACGGGGCUUACCUCCCAGCCGCGUAUUCCUACAUUCUCUGGCCAGCAAACUUUCAACGCGCCAUUGUUCCACGCAAAAGAAUUCGCCCGUCACCAAGACAUCAUCUUCGCUAAGCCCAGCAAUCUCAACUUGAACACAAGCGACCAACAAGAAGGUACUCGCGACGACCACACACCAAUAACGGUCCUCGGCGGGAGCAAAUCCGCAUGGGACACCGUCUACGCCUGCGCGUCAAAGGGACACCACGUCAAUUGGGUCAUUAGGCCCUCUGGGACUGGGCCCGCGUGGGUGAGCCCGGCCGCUGUUUUCUCGCCCUUCAACCUCCUCCUUGAAAGUCUCCCUCUCGUGCGUGCCUUGGGCUGGUUCAGCCCCUGCGUCUGGGUAAGCCAUCCGAUACGCAACUUCUUACAUGGGACAUGGCUCGGCCGUAUUAUUGUGCGUCUGUUCUGGGCCUCCUUGGAGUGGGAUAUGGUUCGGGCCAAUCGAUACAGUGAUCACGAGGAGACGGCAAAGCUAAGACCCUGGUUUAAGCUUAUCUGGAUGGGGACCGCGGUGAGUAUUAUCAAUUUCCCUGGUGCCGGCGAUUUCUUUGGAUUGAUCCGGCGGGGACUGGUGAAGGUGCAUAUUGCCGAUAUCGAGCGGCUGGAGCCUCAUAGGGUCAUUCUGUCCAACGGUGGCAUUGUGCUGGAGACGAGGGCACUUAUCCUAUGCACAGGCUGGAAAGUAUCUCCUGGCAUUCGGUUCUUGCCUGAUGGAGCCGAACAAGCGAUGGGCUUUCCGUGGGCUGCGGACCCAAUUGAUCAGGAGCUCGUUAAGCAGGCCCGCAAAGACGUAUGCACGCCUCUACCCAUGCUACACACCGGCCCAGAGAGAAGAACCUACCACACGAAGGAUGCGGAGGGUCAAAUUCACACUACUGAAACCAUUCUGCACCCCUUCCGUCUUGCUCGCUUCAUCGUUCCCCCCGGGCUAUGGGAUGACCAUAGUAUCGCCUUCCUAGGGACUGUGACCACGUUCAACACACCCCUUGUCGCUGAAGUGCAAGCCCUGUGGGCGCUAGUCUACCUUAACCACGGGUCUGAGCUUCACCAUAAUCAUCAAGACAAGGAGUCUAUAGUUAGCGAGACAGUACUACACACAGAGUUCUGUGCGCUGCGCUCCCCGGCGGGCCAUGGGGUGCGGACUGCCGACUUUGUCUUUGAGAUCAUGCCGUAUUUGGAUCUCUUGCUUGGGGAUUUGGGUUUGAGGACUGCGAGGAAAGGGUCGUGGUGGCAAAGCCUUUUUGUUCCACACCGGCCUAGGGAUUAUGCCGGGUUGGUGGAGGAGUGGAAGCCACGCCUACAUACUUCUCAGGAGGGGCGGAAGAUGAAGGACACCUAG
Messenger RNA from Penicillium manginii, 1848 nucleotides. RefSeq lists its product as uncharacterized. The transcript has 2 exons. The record is from RefSeq and is a predicted model, not a curated record. Lineage: Eukaryota; Fungi; Ascomycota; Eurotiomycetes; Eurotiales; Aspergillaceae. Gene Ontology annotation, molecular function: flavin adenine dinucleotide binding; NADP binding; N,N-dimethylaniline monooxygenase activity. Bases 1 to 1848 code for a protein of 615 amino acids.